Pipra filicauda (Wire-tailed manakin) is the source of this 3940-nucleotide messenger RNA. RefSeq names its product G protein-coupled receptor 89B (gene GPR89B). The record is from RefSeq and is a predicted model, not a curated record. Gene Ontology annotation, molecular function: voltage-gated monoatomic anion channel activity. The transcript is spliced from 14 exons. Gene Ontology annotation, biological process: intracellular pH reduction. Bases 65 to 1405 code for a protein of 446 amino acids. Gene Ontology annotation, cellular component: Golgi cisterna membrane. Lineage: Eukaryota; Metazoa; Chordata; Aves; Passeriformes; Pipridae.
GCUCGUGCGGCGGCCAGGUCAGGGCUUCGGUGCAUAAGAAAAGGUUCAGCCGAUAAAGGUCGUAAUGGAGCUUUUUUGCGUGCUGUUCUUUGGAUUUGGGUGGCUGUUCUUCAUGCGUAAGCUCUUCAAGGAUUACGAGGUUCGACAGUAUGUGGUCCAGGUGAUCUUCUCUGUGACUUUUGCCUUCUCUUGUACCAUGUUUGAGCUCAUCAUCUUUGAGAUUUUGGGAGUGCUGAACAGCAGCUCUCGAUAUUUUCACUGGAAGCUGAACCUGUGUGUCAUUUUGCUCAUCCUGGUCUUCAUGGUGCCCUUCUACAUUGGUUACUUUGUUGUGAGCAAUAUCAGAUUGUUGCACAGACAGAAACUCCUUUUUGCAUGUGUUCUGUGGUUGACGUUCAUGUAUUUCUUCUGGAAGUUGGGGGAUCCUUUUCCUAUCCUCAGCCCAAAACAUGGAAUCCUGUCUAUAGAACAGCUCAUCAGCCGCGUUGGUGUGAUUGGGGUGACACUCAUGGCUUUGCUGUCAGGAUUUGGGGCUGUCAACUGUCCAUACACUUACAUGUCCUACUUUCUCAGGAAUGUGACAGAUGCAGAUAUUCUGGCUCUGGAGCGACGACUCCUUCAGACUAUGGACAUGAUUGUUAGCAAGAAAAAAAGGAUAGCAGUGGCUCACAGGACAAUGUUCCAGAGAGGAGAAGUGCAUAACAAACCCACUGGUUUCUGGGGAAUGAUAAAGAGUGUUACAACAUCUGUUCCAGGCAGUGAAAAUCUGUCCCUUAUCCAGCAAGAAGUGGAUGCCCUGGAAGAAUUGAGUCGGCAGCUUUUUCUGGAAACUGCUGACUUGCAUGCAACAAAGGAGAGAAUAGAGUAUUCCAAAACUUUCCAGGGAAAAUACUUCAACUUUAUGGGUUAUUUUUUCUCCAUCUAUUGUGUCUGGAAAAUCUUCAUGGCAACCAUCAAUAUUGUGUUUGACCGUGUGGGGAAGACUGAUCCAGUCACAAGAGGAAUUGAGAUCACUGUAAAUUACCUGGGAAUCCAGUUUGAUGUCAAAUUCUGGUCUCAGCACAUUUCCUUUAUUCUUGUUGGGAUAAUCAUUGUUACCUCUAUUAGAGGGUUGUUAAUCACACUUACAAAGUUCUUCUAUGCCAUUUCCAGCAGCAAGUCCUCCAAUGUCAUCGUUCUGCUUUUAGCACAGAUAAUGGGUAUGUACUUUGUGUCGUCGGUGCUCCUGAUCCGGAUGAGCAUGCCCCCGGAGUACCGCACCAUCAUCACAGAAGUCCUGGGGGAGCUCCAGUUCAACUUCUACCAUCGUUGGUUUGAUGUCAUAUUCCUAGUUAGUGCCCUCUCCAGUAUCCUCUUUCUCUAUUUAGCUCACAAACAAGCCCCAGAAAAGCACAUGGCCCUCUGAGUGAGAACUGCAGCCACGCACUGCUCUCUGUCCUUUCAGCUGCACUGCUGCAACUCCUGUGGACUGCACAACGUGAAGAGAACCAGGACUCUUUUGUGUGUUCCAGCAGCAUAACUGGUUCUUUGAACUUCCAUACAUGUCACCAUCAAGCUCUGUGGCUGGUUUUGUUAAGGUGCUACAGCUGGAGGGGAAGAGGGUGCACGUAUUGAACGUGUGAGACAGUUCAUUGCCAAGCAAUAAGGGCACUCCCUGGUGCACCACUGCCCAGGGACAUCAGAACUUGCAUGAUAGGCUAUCUGGGGGAACACCUCUAGAUGUUGGAACAACAUCUUCAUAGAAGGCACCAAGGAAAUGUGAUUUUUCUUUUGAAAAUCGGUUCAUAAUUGGGAUUCAGAGGACGGCAAUCCUGGAAUUGAAUGUUUGAGUCUGUGGAAUUAAAUAAGCUUUUGUAAUAUCUCACGCAAGCAUCACCGUUGUUUUUUUGUCAGUCCCUAAGAUUUGGCUGGAUGCCAGCUAGAAAGUGGUUAGGAUUUACUACCUGGCAGAAGUGGAGAGGAUUUCACUCCAUUUCUGUCUGGAGUGUGUGCUGGUGUGUAUCAUUAGUGCCUGCUGUCCUUAGGAGCUGGAGAUCAGCUUUCUCUUGCUGAGUCUCAACUUUCUUUCCUGUCUCUGCAUAAAUGUAACUGAGGCUCUGGAUUCCUCUUUGCUGCAGUUCAGUGUGAAGUCAAAGACCACAGCCAUGUCUUAUUUAUGUUGUAUGUUACAAAUUUUAUCCAUGUGACUUAAACUUGUAGGUUCCCACAGCCACUCUCCUGGGCUUUGUUUGUUUUGUAAUUGUUCUGGAACAUAAAUCAUAGGGAGUAAGAGUAAGAUCUGGAGAGGGAAAAAAUAACCACUCUAAACAGUUUAUUUCUGUAUUGUCUUUGGUGUACAGCAAGGAAGCAAAGUAUAACAGCAGCAGUGUUACAGAACCAUUUGUGUCACAUCCAAGUCAAUGUGGUGUUGACUUGGGGUUAGACAAACCUGCACAACUGAAUUAUGUUGUGCUCUUCUAACCACCAUGAUCCACAGCAGAGGAGAGAGAACAGUGCUUAACAAUCUUGAGUUAUGAAUUACAAAGUGAGCUUAGUGUUUGAAAGGAAUUUCUGCAGUGUUAGCAGGAAAAAGGAGCAUAAUGCACAGAGUACAUUGGCUUGUGCCACUUCACAGCAGUUGUACUGCUGGAAGUACAGCAAAGAGUUGCCACUGAGAUUGAGUUGAUGGACUUGGAUUAGGGGGAGAGCUGCCUCUCCUGGGAGCUGGGGAGAAAUCAGUUGCUCUUUAUUAAGAGCUUAUCUUUAAAAGGCUGAGAUACUUACAAAUCUAUAAAACGUUUCCAUCUUCUGCAGUCCUUAAUUAUAUCCUUGUAGUUAUUUAAGCCUUUUUAUCACUAAGUGAGUAACUGCCCACUUUACAGGGCAGAAAGCCAAUGAAGUACAAUUGCAGGGUGUUAAAUGGAUGCAAGUUACACUGAAGUGUUUAUUUCAGGAAGAGACUGCAGUCCUUUACAGGCAUGGCACUCCUUGGAAUAGCCAAGUUCUGGGAGGUGUAGUAGCAAAAAAUUACUGAAAAAAGAUUCAGGUGGUUUCUUUUUUGUUGUUGUUGCUGUCUCCUCACAACUUUGUGUCGUCCUCGUUGUAACUGGCAGCUCUUGUGGAGGCAGCUGAUUGUGAAGAGGAGGAUGAGUCUGCCUGCAGAGGAGUAACAAAUGUGUUCUGAUUAUUUUCAGUUUGUAAACAUGGUUGAUAGUCUGCAGUGCUCUGAAGGACUCCUGUUUUCAUUUGCACUAAUCACAUAUUUGUUUAGAUGGCAGAACGAGCCAACAAAUAUAAUUUUUCUUGUCGAAGGGCUUUUUUGGUUAAGUACAUUUAGAGGGAAAUUUGGAGGAUUCUUGUUGAAUUCCUGUAUCUGCUGAAUUUGAACACAAAAGUGGUGCUAACUUCAGACCUGCAAAAUGCAGCUUGGGGACUAAGAAAUUCUUGAAAAAACGUGUAGCUGGACACUUGCAGACAGGGCUAAUGAAAAAUGAACGGGUGACAGUAUUGGUCUUAUUCUUCCUUGUCUGUCCCUUCUGCAUGAUCAGAAAACAAGCAUUUAAAUAUUUAAGACUGACCACACGGAGGGUUAAAAGUGACUGCUUGGAGAAGAAAUACCUUCCUGCUUUCCUGACUUCUGUCAUGCUUCAGAUUCUUUCUAACGGCAUGAAAUGAGUAAAAUAAUUGCAAAUCAACACAUUCUCUAGAAAAUGUCAUCAUAAUCUAUCAGUUGCUGUUCCUUCUCCAAAAUGAUCAACUUUGAAAUAUUCUACCUGAUUUUCACAAAAAGUUUUUAAUGUUUUUGAUGUAUUUAAGCACUUCUUCCUGCUCUUCCACAAUUGUAUUGCCUGUUUCCCGUCAUCGUUAAGGAUUACCAUGUUUGGAUUAUCUUGUUCCAUAAAAUUUCUGGUAUGUGCAUUCUUUGUGUGAUUUAAUCUUCCAUUAAAGAUACUCACCUGUA